AUGCAGCCUGCACACUUCAGAAUAGCUCAGUUGAGCAUCGCCGGCCUGUGCCUGGCUUUCGGCGUUGCCAUUAUGGGCACAGCAGGCCACACGCUUGACGUGUACCGGUCACAAUACUCGACCAACCCGUGGUGGCUACCGCUCUGGAGUUCGCACUUCAACGUUCGCGGAACCAACGUCCUAAUUGGCGCUGGCGCUGUGGCGACGGUGGUCAACCUUACAUUCAUUGCCCUGUGCCUCCUACCAAAGUUGAACCUGACUGAGCGCACCACACUCCGCGCCUUCAUCACCAUCACCCUCAUCUUCCCCUCCGCCCUCAUCUCCUUCAUCACCGUCAUUUACGUCCACGUUAUCAACCAUUCGGCACCCGACACCGAAACCAUCCAGACCUGGACGUGCAAGGUCAAGGGCCAGAAGCCCGGACCCGGCUCCGGCCGCCUGGCGUCCGCCAUCAGCAACGGUGACUUUGGGCGUCUGUGCACCGAGAGCAAAUUCGCCCUCUAUACCACCCUUGUUAUCUUCCUGCUGCAAACCGCCAUGCUGGUCGGCGCCAUUGUGACUUGGUGCGUCGAAAAGUACAGUGCGCACAAGCAACGUAAGUUUGAGGAUGUUAGUAGCGUCGAGAUGAAGGAGCCCCACGUUCAGGUGCAGCCCGUGAACUACUAA
Molecule: messenger RNA, 666 nt
Organism: Aplosporella prunicola CBS 121167
Lineage: Eukaryota; Fungi; Ascomycota; Dothideomycetes; Botryosphaeriales; Aplosporellaceae
Exons: 3
Coding region: 1-666 (221 amino acids)
Source: RefSeq, a predicted model, not a curated record